UACUCUGUGAUUACUACGCGGUAGCUCGAUUUUUUGGCGUGUCAUACUGAUCAAGCUUUAUAGCUACAAUAUUGUGCAGGACAGUGUUUGAAUGAACACUAGUAACGUAAUUUGAGUAUUUAAAAUUUCCUCUGAUCCAAGUCACCUUAGAUCGAUUGAAGCGGUUCUGGUCAAAGUGUCUUUGGCGCCUACUGCACUCCCAUCAGUGUUUUUAUCUGUUUUGCGUUCAAUACCUGGAGGCUCCAAUUUACUUGUCUAUUGAUCUACAAUGUUUGACGUCACUAUUAAAACAUUAGAUGGGCGAGAUUCUCUCUUGACGGUGGAUGACGAAAUUAAAGUGGAAGAAUUCAAAAGUGUGAUAGAAUCGAAGCUAGAUAUUCCAGUAGCCCAACAGCGCCUCAUAUUUCAGGGUCGCGUUCUACCAGACAACACUCGUUUGAUCGAUUGUGGUGUAAAAGAUAAAGUUGUCCACUUAGUUCCUCGGCCACCCCCUGUUCAAGACGAUGGCCAGUCGACACCCUCGUCUACUGGCGUCACAACUUCUACUUCCACCUUCGGACAACCUCUGGGGGGAUGGGAUAUGCGCCAAACCAUCCAGGAUAUCACCGCUGGUAUCUUCAGUGGGUUGGGGGAGUUUGGGCGAAGCAUCCACAUACCUGGACGCGCGAACACAGACCAGUCAGUAGUGACAGCUUCCACUCCUGCGGCUGCACUGAUUUCUCGUGAACGUGCAUUCAAUCGCCUGUACCGACAGGCUUCUCAUAUCUCCCGUCGUAUUUCUCAUACUCCUCUACCUCCAACAAUUGAGGCGUCAGCUGAAUCCAACUCUACGUGCUCUGAGGAAGGUGGCUCUUCAGUUACCGUGGUCAACCAGACUGUUGCUGCGGAAAAGUCGAUAAACGGUGAUGUGCUUCCAAGCGAUCUUGAACGCUGUGCUGACCCAAUCUCUCACGUCGAUGGCGAGCCUUCGGCUCAGUUACCACUUAUAGAUUCACCAAUGGCUGUCGAUCCUGAGUCAUCUUGCUUAUCUACUCCUGAUGCCGCCGAAUCUGUUACUUCAGGAAAUCACCAGACACACCCUCAUCUACCGGAUCACCCCAUUGCGAUGAUUGCAAAUAUGCUUUGUCGUCAGCGUCACCUGUGGCGUUCCAUCGAGCCGUAUUUGGAUCAGUGGGAGACGAUGCUAACUACGGAAAGCCGGUCACAACAGAGUCUGCCUUCCGAGCACGUUGCAUGCAGCGAGGUUUUACCGUCCUCCGUAGACAUAGAUCAGGAUGACCCCGAAACUCAGACAACCCAACCACCCAAAAGCGUUAGUGAACCGCUACCACUUGAUACGGUCGUGGUAGAUCCGGUCCGUGGAAGCACUCAAUCUGAGUGGCACCAUCGCUUCUUCGCUCAAAUCAGUCGUUUGCUGCAUCUGCAUGCUCACAUGCUUCAUCUUAUAUCUGACUUCAACGUGGUUUCCUUGGCUGCGCCUCAACGCAGUGCAAACGCACCAGCUAAUGUGGUUUCCAAUGGGGCCUCUGACAACACGCUCCACAAUGCCACUCCGGAGGCCUCGCAUGAUGUUCAUUUGGUCAUGGAAUCUGAAAACGUAUCCACUUCGUCGAGAAAUGAUGAACCUCGACCACAUCAUCGUCGAGUGGUUCAGCUACCUGAAACCGAAGGUCAUUGGAUUCGCGCUCGGAUCAAUGUCGAACCAGUUAGUUCCACUGUUCGUCCUCCACCUAGCAAUCUUUCUCAACAACCGGUUGCUCGCGCGACUAUGCGUGGUAGAUCUACCUUACCGGACUCACCUGAUCCUCGUCGAAGUCAGUCUGCCUCCAAUGUUGACCGCAGUCGCAACCCCCCUACCGGCCAAAUAUUGACUGGUUCGGGUCAAGCACAACGAAGCGAUCAAGCUCAGGGUGCACCAGUGGUUCCUACGUCCGUCCAUUCGGGCUCGUUCGUCACAGGGGGAACCGCGAUUAUUCAUCGCGUGGAUAUACCCAUAAUCUCCAUGAAUAUGAUCAAUUUACCCGUCUCUGCAUUGGAGCAUCUCUCUGCUCCAUUAACUGCGAGCGCCCGCCAUACAGGUUCUUCGGCUCCUGCUGCUGCCACAGAAGAUUCUUCUCAGCGAACCACAGCUGGCCAACAGCCCUCAGAGCCCAGCAGUCGGAUCACCGAAGGCUCCACUGAUACGGCAGUCCCCACCGAACAACCGCCACACAUGUCGACCGCUGGCCCCACGGAUCCAUUUCUUGUGUGCCACUCGCGUCAUUUUGCUCAUGAACAUCACCAUCGGAUUAUGGUGCCAUUUGUUCCACACACUACUACCCAAAUUAUCCCAGCAAGCUUUCAUGUUCCAGCCACUCGUGAAUCGGUCUCGGGCACUACUCAAUCUGCUCCGUCUGUGCCGGUUUCUGUCUCUCCUCAACAGGCAGUAUCAACUGCGGAACCCGAAACGGCGACGACCCCAUCCGUCGCUGACGCAGCGCAUACCAAUGCGGCGCGCACCAUACAGUCCAGCCUGACACAGCAGAUUGCCUCUUUGAUUACCUCGGCCACAAAUGCCGCCACUGCUGCUGCCGCUGGUGGCUUUGAUCUACGGCCUUUCAACGUGUUCCUUUCGACUCCACCUAUCCACGUGAACUCGGCUGCCGUUAUACCAAAUGUUCCAACUGCCGAGACCGACACUAACAGUGGAACCACAGCAUCCGGACCGUGGCAGUCCUUCUCUUGGAUGUUUGGCCGUGAUAACCCCCCGCCUUCUGCUGCGCCCUCCAAUUCGUCGCAGCCUACCCCAGUGCAGCAAGAUUCGAAUCAAACGCUGCACCCUGUGCUGACUACACCGUCUUGGGGACGUGGGACUGGCGACACGCAGCUGUUGAUGCUAACCGGUUCUAAUCGUAUUCUCAACGUUUUCAUUGAAGCCCUCAUCGAAACUAUUUGGUCUCGUUUAUCUAGACUGGCGAACAGCGGUGGAGAUUGUCCCAGUGCUUGCUUUUCUGUCUGGAGUGGAAGCCAGUCCAUUAACACGUCUAAUCAAGAGAUCUCCGUUGGUUUGCUAACGGACAUGUUGACUGUUGCUCGAGGUAUGCUCUCCACAAACGCAUCUGAUGACGUAUCGCCGUCUUCCUUGGAUGCUAUGCGCGUCCAUUUGCGCCAUCUGAUAAACUACGCCGACUCUUUGCUCACAAAUAAGGAUCGCUUGGCCGAAACGAUUGUAGAAUUGCUCUUCGAUGGGAACACUUCCGAUGAAACGUUAAGUGCGGAAAGUUCAGAAGCACACGCAAUUAGUUGGGUAAAACAACGCUGCGAGGGUGGUGAUGAUCAUCUGAUUGACGUCCGUGCUUCAUUAGUUCGUCUUUUCAAAGCCAACCUCUCUGCCCAAAUCGAGUUGUGGCGCACCAGCCCAACAAACUUUGGCUUCGGAUCCACUUUAUUAUGGACGAUAGCGGAUUUUUGUGUGGAUUGUUUUUGCAUGGUGGACCUAAUUUCCAGUCAACUGGCCAAAAUAAGUGGUCUGCAAACAGCAACCACCGCCUUCGACGGGUUAGAUCACUAUAAUCUUUCCGAUCCUCGAGAGUUCCAUACGCUGAUCGAUCGACUUAACGCUUUCGCUGAAACGCUAUCGCAUUCACAAACAGAUGCACAAUUCGUUAGAUUUGUUCUGGCUGGCGUCAAUCGGUGCAUUGACCGGUACUCAUCCAUGGAUCAGAAGGCUAUAAGUCGCAGAUGGGACCGUCUUUCACACGCGUGUAUUGUGCGCCGCCGCCUGGCGGCUCCUAGUAGUAUGGAUGUAGAUGACCUGCAGAAUCAGCUAUGCGCUGAUGACACCGAUGUGGAAGAUCUACCGUUCGUCGACGCGUCUUCUGACUUGGCCGGCAUAGAUGGUCAAUCUGUGGCUUCUGGCUCUACACAGCCCCGGGACCAGGCAAAUAUGAAUGACAUCUCGCGUUUGCGUCGACCGAGUCGAAACAGGCUUAGUGUUGAUUCUGCCUCAGGGAAGGUGUCUCCUCUCCCCGAAUGGGCACAGAUUUCAACUGGAUCCACGGAAAAUUGGAUAGAAUGCUUGAGUCGUCACCCGGACACCUCUCACUCCUUGCCACUUUUGUCUCCUCAAUUGUCCCCCGAGGGUUGGCACGCCGUCUUACCCAGCGAUUGGAUAGACGUCGUCGCAGCAGACAUUGAAACUAUGAACCGAUCACAAUCACUCAACGGUGCUCCCGACAUACGCUUCAGUGAUGCGUACAUUGCCGGAAUGCCAGCUAAGCGGCGCAAAGUGAUGCAAGAGCAUUCUCGAGCUUUGGCACAGCCACCGAAAACAUUUUUUGCCGAUUGCCUUUCUGAUGCGAUCCGCUCCAGUGGAUGCGAUCCUUCAGCUUCUUCGGAUGAAAACUUGCAACCUGAUUCUAAAUCAAAUUUGACUUGCGACUCGACAGGCAGAAUUCUCUCGAGAUCUCACAGCCCUGUUUCGGAGAAGGAUCUGCAGCUAGUUCACUGUCUUCGUAAUUUGGUAUCUGAACGCAUUGGGGAUCGGCUGAUAGCUGAUCCGGACUUCGAUCCCGUUCAUUUCCCAAUCUCCAGCAAGAUUUUCCUUAAGAAGCAGACUCCGAAGGACUAACGUAUAUUACAAUGCUCAUUGAUUUCUUCUCUGCAUGAUAUGUAUUGUCCGCUGAAGAAGCAGGGCAGCUUGGAGUCCUCGAGACGUUUAUGUGGAAAUGUAUAAUUUCUGCAUCUCAUUUGUCCUUUUUAAAUUAACCCAGUUUGUAUAAUCGUUUGCUUCUUGUUCG
Messenger RNA from Dicrocoelium dendriticum, 4778 nucleotides. The record is from the annotation of a GenBank genome assembly. Lineage: Eukaryota; Metazoa; Platyhelminthes; Trematoda; Plagiorchiida; Dicrocoeliidae.